Molecule: messenger RNA, 7384 nt
Organism: Mauremys mutica (yellowpond turtle)
Lineage: Eukaryota; Metazoa; Chordata; Testudines; Geoemydidae
Gene: ZNF395
Product: zinc finger protein 395
Exons: 10
Coding region: 42-1568 (508 amino acids)
Biological process (GO): regulation of transcription by RNA polymerase II
Cellular component (GO): nucleus
Molecular function (GO): DNA-binding transcription factor activity; RNA polymerase II cis-regulatory region sequence-specific DNA binding
Source: RefSeq, a predicted model, not a curated record
GGGAGGGAGCGAGCGAGCGAGCGGAGCGGGAGAGUGUCAAGAUGGCGAGCGUGCUGUCCAGGCGCCUGGGGAAGCGCUCCCUGCUGGGCGCCCGCGUUUCCACGCCCAGCUCCUUGGCAGACAGGAUGCUGGGGGCAGCCCAAAUCCCUACGUUGCAGGCGGAGCUCAGCAGAGUGUCUUCCCACCUGGCUUCGUAUGAGGGUGGUCGGUGCAAGGAGCAGGGAGAGGAGAACAGCACGAUGCCCAGCUUCCCAAACCUGAACCGCUUACAGCUCCACCCAGGACAAAGAGUUUACGUCACCUAUAACGGGCAGGAGUGCACUGGCCUGGUAGAGCAGCACAAUCAGCUGAACAACGAGGUGCAGGUGCUGCUCCUGGAGCAGGGAGUGCACACCUGCUGGAAGACAGGGGACGUGAGACUGGCUGAGAUGCAAAGAUCACCGCCCCCUACCCUUCCGAUGGACCAUAGCCCUGCCACUGCGAUGGACCAGAGCCCUGCCACUGGAUCAGUUCAGAGAUCGGUUUCUAGGAAUAUCGAUGUACCUAAAAGGAAGUCCGAUGCUGCUGUGGAAAUGGACGAGAUGAUGGCAGCUAUGGUGCUGACCAGCUUGUCCUGCAGCCCUGUGGUGCAGAGCCCGCCCAGCCGCGAAAGCAGCAUGCCAGCGUCCCAGGCAGCCUGCGACUCAUGGAAGGAGAGUGGCGACGUGUCGGACAGCGGCAGCAGCACCACCAGCGGGCACUGGAGUGGCGGCAGCGACAUCUCCACCCCAUCACCCCCGCAUCCUGAAGCCAGCCCCAAGUACUCGAGCGAGGCCUUGAGCUCCCCUCAGGCUGACGACGGCUUUGAGACAGACUCGGAUCCUUUUCUUCUCGAUGAGCCGGCCCCAAGAAAGAGAAAGAACUCGGUGAAGGUGAUGUACAAGUGCCUGUGGCCAAACUGUGGGAAAGUCCUGCGAUCCAUUGUCGGGAUCAAGCGUCACAUCAAGACCCAGCACCUUGGAGAUGGCGCAGACUCUGACCAGCGGAGGAGGGAGGAAGACUUCUACUACACCGAAGUUCAGGUGAAAGAAGAAGCUGCUCCAGAGUCUGCCACCAGCCCCACCUUUGGGUCCUCACCCGUUGUCCUCCAGCAGGCCCUAGCCAAGCCAGAGGCUUUGGCUUUGGAUCAGGCAACCUUGGAGUCUCACCUCCCAAACAGUGCCCUCAGUCAGUCUGCCCCCAGUUCCUUCUGGCAUAUCCAGGCAGAUCAUGCCUAUCAGGCCUUGCCAUCAAUUCAGAUCCCGGUGUCACCGCACAUAUUCACCAGCAUCAGCUGGGCUGCUGCCACCUCCACCAUCCCUUCUCUCUCCCCAGUUCGAAGCAGAUCACUGAGCUUCAGUGAACACCAGCAGCCGACGCCAAUGCUGAAGUCACACUUGAUCGUCGCGUCUCCUCCCAGGGCUCCCAGUGGCACCAGAAAAGUCCGUGGCGAAGCCAAGAAAUGCCGUAAAGUGUAUGGAAUUGAGCACCGAGAUCAGUGGUGCACGGCCUGCCGGUGGAAAAAGGCCUGCCAGCGAUUCCUGGACUGAGCACGUGAACGUUUCAGGAGUAUUGAAUUUCUCUCUCUCUCUCAGCCGAGAGCACCCAAAGUUCGUCAUUGCUGAAACCAGGGCACAGCAAACUUGGAGAUAUCUAUCUCCUGUGGCUUCAGCAGAGAUCUCAAGAGCUGCAUGUAAAUUCCAAGUUCUGUAUAUUGUAUGUCAGCUAGAUUUAUUAAUUUUUUACACUUUCUGUGGGUUUUUUACAAAUGUGUUUUGUUUUUUGUUUUUUUAACAAAACCUCCCAUUUUAUAGUAAAAAUAGGGAGGGAAAGAAAGAAAGCUGGUUGCUUGGUGUUCAUAGGAGACUUGUUUGGUGGUCCAGGGACCAAAGAACUUUGUACUGAUCUCCCAGCUCAAUAGUAAAGUCUACUGAUCUUUCAGGUCAGUAGCUGGGAUAAGGAGGUGAGGAUCAUCUCUCUUGUUACUUCACUGGCUAGAAAGCUCGAAGUCUGCUGUUGUUUAAAGGGACACGGUCAGAAUAACAAUCAUAGUUUAAAAAAGGAAAAUAUAUUCAUGUUUUACUAGUAACACCUUAAAUUAUUGGAAUGGGAGGAAUUUAAAGUUCUUUCCUUUGCUUUUUACCAAUGAUACCGUGUUUACUUUUUACAGCUCUCAGCUCUGACAGUAAAGCUGGACUUGCUAUGUCUCUGGUCAGUUUCACUUCCUGGUUUUUAUGUGUUCUGAUACAGCUGCAUCAGCAAUGUUGAAAUCUUAAAAUAUACAUCAACAUAUAUUUUUAUCUUUUGAGGUUUUUUUUUAAAACAAAACCAUUUUUUUUGUUUGUCUUAGAUUCAUGAAAACAACUUAUUUCUUUGAAAAACAGAAAAUUUGGGUCUAACAGUGUCUCUUUGAACUACAGGGAAUGGAUUUUAUUUUGAAACCUGAUGUAGCUUUCUGCAGAGUUGGCAGGAUCAAUAUUGUUAACCCAAGAGGACUAUAAAGGAUGGACACACACACAUUUAGGCCCCAAUUCAGCAAAAUGCUUAGAUACGUUUUUACAUUAUGUUGAAAUCAGUGGGAUUAAAGUACAUGCUGAAUGAGCUGGGAUUACUUGCAUGCUUAAAGAUAAGCACCUGCUUAUGUCAUUUGCUGAAUGAGCGUCAUAGGUAUGUUACGAAAUUCUGAAUUGUGAAAGAUGUCGGAACCCAGCUUUCUGGCUUUCGUUUUUAAAAAAUUCAUAUUCUCUGUACAUGAUUCAGAUGUUUCUGGUUUGAUGAUCUAUCUUUGUGUACAGUGUACCGUCCUCUGGGGGUAGAAUUUGUCCCUGUUUGCCUGAUUCUCACUUAUAGCAGUGUAACUUCAGUGAAGUUACUCCUGACUUGCACAGGUUUAAAUAAGCGAAGAAUCAAGCCCGAGGAGUCUUUCUGGAAUUGCGGGGGGAGGGGUUGGGAGAGCUGGAGGGACAGAUCAAAGGUUCCAGAGCCCCCUCUGAUUUUGGAGAAGAGCACCAUUUAAUUCACCACCAGCAAUCAGGUCCAAUUGUUAUUGUUUUUUUGGUCUUUGCUCUCCUGACUAAUCAGCCACAUGUAGGAAGUGCCCAAUCUACUGUUUGAGCUGUGAAAAGCCACUUGGUAGCGAGUGCAGUCCAGCCACAAUACCAGCACACAAAUCGCAGCUGCUGUGAGAAGCAGCAGAGGGCAUCCCAUGACACAGUGAGCUGUCAGUUUGGCCCUCCAUGGACAGGACCCUGGCAACCAGGAUGCUACUGUCAGUGUCUCCGUCCAUCUCACUGUGUGGCCUUGGAGCACCAAGGCACAGAAUUUUGUUCUGUACGUCCCCAUUUUGUGUCUUGGGGAGUCAGCGGUUGUUUCCAUCACUGAACCCAGUACAGUGUGCGAUGGUAACAGUGAGGGUUGACUGGGACACUGCCCCCAGAGUGUGCCAUUUUGAUCAUGUUGAACUCAGUGGGUGUCACAGAAGUGCUCUGGCACAGUCACUAAGGAGCCAUGGUUUCUCUUAACGGGGCAAGGAAUGCCCCGUCACUAAAGCCAUUCAAGUGCUACGCUCUGUUGUGCAGAGAAUCCUGGCGCUGUGAAGUCUGUUUUGUUUGUAAAUACAAAAUGGCAGCUACACACGAGCCAUAUGGUCCAUGUUGUGCAUAAUUGGGCUGCAGUCAGAGUUGAAGGUUUUGUAUUAAUGGGAGUGGGUGGGACGGGGGUCACUGGACUUUUUGCUGCGUUUUUGAUAAUCAUAGGCCAUAAACUGCAGACCUCAACCCAUGGGCAAGGCAGAAACAAGCCUGGUGUAUUUUUAAGGACCAUAUGAUUGACUACACUUUCUUUGUAAAAACAAUUCAUGUGACCAGGAGGAUGUUGUUUCCUCCCGGAUCAACGUGAGCCUGGUUGAUAAAGGGGCAGGUGGUGCAGUCAAAGGGGGUUAUAUAUGGGCGUGCUUGUUGGUAUUUUUUUGGUAAUUUUGUACAUAUAUACAGUAUAUCGUUUUAGAACCCAGUCUUCUGCUUGCUGUUAAAUUGAUGGAUCCCAAAUUGGCCUAUGGAACAAAGCAGGAACAAAGUGAGUGUGUCUCCCUAUUUGUUUUUUUUCACCUAGUCCACUGGUUCUCCAGUGGGAUCUGAGCCAAUGGAAUCAGCUAGGCCUGAUUCAAUAGAAUCAGGUUCUUUACCUGGGUCCAUGUGGGUCUGAUGCCAAGUCCAUUGAAGACAAUGGGAGUCCUUCAGUUGACUUCAGUGACUGCGGUUCAGACACUUUAUGAAGGAACGAGUCCGUAAGAGGCCCUCUCUUACACUUCAGUCCCUCCACUGUGAUUCUUACUCAGAUGAUCACCAUAAAGAGCUAGCAGUUUGAGAUCCACUGGCUUAGUCUAAUGUGAGAAAUGUGGAUUAUGAAAGCAGACAAGGUGCUGAACUGUUCUAUACAGGUGACCUUUGAAGGAAAACUGCAGUGAUUUGUCAUAACAGGUGUUAUUAAGCUCCAUGGAGGUGUUAUAUUUGACUAAAUAUUGUAAAGGAAUCACAUUCCAAAAGAGAUUUCAGACAUUGUGGUUGUUCUGCCUCAAAAGUACCAUUCAGAGAAAGGGGUUGAUGAUAGUCAGUUGGGGCUGCCAUUUUCAUGGUGAAGAAUUGUGCUUCCCAGCAGCCAGAGUGCUACUUGAACCCUGACAGGACAUAGUUCAAAAUUGGGCCGUUCUAAAAUAUAUUCUAUUUAUUUUAAAAUGUUUCAGUUGAUUUAAUGGUUGGUUUUAACCAACUUCUUGUAUUAAUCAAAAACAAUGUAAAACCCCCACAAAUCUUCGAAACAGUCUAAUUUCCAGGUGUUUUUACUUGACUUGAAUUUGCUGAAUCCUAACCUGCCAAUGCACCUUUCGGUUUAUUAAUAAUUGGUCUUUACUGUAUUUCAAAAAGAGAACAGGAGUACUUGUGGCACCUUAGAGACUAACAAGUUUAUUUCAGCAUAUGCUUUCGUGGGCUACAGCUCACUUCUUUGGAUGCAUAGAAUGGAACACACAGACAGAAGACAUUUAUACAUAUUGCUCUUGCAGUGCUUGUAUGAGUACUCCCAGGGACCUCAGCACUGCAGUGGGACGACUCACAUGAGAAAGGGCUGUGGAAUUGGAUACAUAGUUUAACCACUGCAAUUAAGAGCUAUCUUUUGGGUUACAUUGCAGUUUUCCCUUAAGGCUGACGCCUGUGCCCAUUGAUAAAAUUAUGAAAGAAAACCUCUUGUCUCCCAGUUUGAACUCUUGAUGUUGGAUGCUGCUUACUUGCAUGCAAGUGCUACUGUGUUUUUUGCACUCGAGUUAUGGAAGGAUAAAGUAAAACUGACUAGAACCAUUGCCUGCAAUUCAAAUUGAAGUCUUUUUUGAGGCCCAAAAUUUCAGAUUCUGAUUUUAUUAGUAGUUUUUCAUUCCCAGUUCUGGAACCAGAGAAAUGCCUCAUCUCUUAUUCCUGGCUCAGCUCUUUAAGGUUUUCAUCCCUCAUUACUGUAGUAUCUGAGCACCUCAUAAUCUUUAAUGUAUUUUUUCUCACAACACCUCUGUGAGGUAGGGUAGUGCUAGUGUUCCUAUUUUAUAGGUAAGGAGUUGAGACACAGGAAGUGGAGAGGUCCAGAAAUCUUAUUAGAGAGCCUAUUUUAUGACCUUUUUAGAACAAUUUGCAGACUUAAAAUAAAGCCAUCUUAGCAGUUUACUGAUUGUAGUCUCCUCUCUCUCUCCAGCCCUGAGAUUGGAGGAAUAGAACACAACUCACCCUGCCCACCCUUCGCUCUCUUUCUCUGGGACUGUUGGGCCCUUCUCUUGCUUAGGACCCUGCAAUUCAUAUGGUCAAUCUGGGUCACUCAGGAAAUUAAAAUAAGCAUCCAGCCUCAUGGGUGCUGAUCAAACCAAUCCUAUGAGCUUCUUUAAGGUUCACCCCUCAAUAACUGGCAUUGUAGCAUUGAACAAUCCAGAGUCCUCAACCCAAACAUUUGUAUGGGUUAUAUAUAUAUGUUUAUUUCAAGGAUAAUUUUUUUGCUGACAGAAGAUUGGGUUUUAAAAAAAAUAACAUUUUGCUUUUGUUAAAUGUGAUUUUUAAAAAAAGUGUAAAUGACUUUGGAAUAAGCAGUCACCUACAGAAGCAUGUGGUAUACAGUAUACCCUCGCUAAGCGGCACAAACUCUUAGGACAGAGAGGAAUGCAGAGUUUAUCUGCUAUUGCCAUGGUAUCACAGGCGUGUGUGGGAUGGGAGGAAGGUAGGCAGGAGAGAAGUAUUACACCACUAACACACACUGAAUACUGUCCACUGGCUUUUUUCCCCUAUCUUGCAGCACCUUUGUUUAUACACAUAGCCAUCUUGCAAUGCCUGAUUCCAAAAUGAAGAGCACUUAAUAAUAAUAAAAAGAUCUUAUAUAGGAAUAUAUUAUAUCAGUGUUUUUUAAAAGAUUUGAAAGGGAAUGAGGGAUUCUUACACUUUAUUUUGAGGGCUUUUGUGGUACAGAUUUAACUGGACAAAAUAGUUCUUAACAAUAUGGUGGUUGUUUUAUAUGUCGGUGGUUUUUUGUUGGAACAGCUGGUGCAGGUAUUUUUAAAUUUUAUUUUUUACACUUUUUUAGUUUGUUGGCAGAAAUGACACAGCAAGAUUUUUAAAGGUUUUUGUUUUUUCUUCACUUUUCUCAGCCUAAUUUUCUAACUUGCUUCCAACCACACUUAGUAGAAUCUACUUUUCCUUCUGUCACUCUUGUAUAUGCAUAGACUCCAUGCUUCCGAGCCCUUCUAACCUUAAGCAAGUCCCCCUCAACCUCCAAACAUUAGGUAGCCCUGACCUGUGAAUUCAGCUAAGAAACACCUCCCAUAUGCCCCUGUUCGGUCUAAUUGUCUUUUUGUGCAUGUAUAUGUAUGUACAUAGGAACCUUUCUGCUAGGCAUUAACUGGAGUGUGUCCAGCCUACACGUUGUGACCCUUCAUUGUUGAUGGGAGAUUGGACCUCUAAAAGAAGCAAAGCAGUUGUGUUGUGUGAAGUUCAGCACCUGGUGACCCCCCGCCCCCACUCUGUCACUCUACACCCCAUUGGAUUAAAGUAAUGGGAAGUCUUCAGGUAGAUACACCCUACCCUAGCUUUGUGUAACUUGGUUCUUUGUGGAGUUAUGGGAUAUGAGAAAGUGUGGAAAGGAUGGGACAUUUGUUGCCAAUAGCUGCUCUUUGGCAUGCUAUUCAGCUUAACGGGGAUAUGCUGUAUCAGUGAAUUUCUGUCUCAUUGGAGCUUUCUUCAGCUGUCUUCCAAGUAUUAUUUUUAUUGUAAUAAAAUAAAAAAUGUGAAAUGUAAUUUUUACAGCAGCAAUAUAAAAUAUAUUUUAUAAGAAAUAAAAUGAAAAG